AUGGCGCAGCCGUCGCAUCCCACCUUCAUCAACCUCCCUCCCCCGGGCUCGAACCCGGAUACGCCUUCUGAAAUGCCCGGCACGCCGACGAGCACGACAACCUCUCUGUCCGCCCUGUCUACGACCGCUAUUAAAGAUGGCCAUCGCGGUCAUUUCGCCUCGGGCCCCCAUGGCCGUGGCCACCAGCACAGCCCAUCCGCCACGAGCCUCGAGGCUGAACGAGCCGACCGCAUCUCCCGCCUGGCCGGGCUCGAGCGAGUAUCGACAUUGCGCGCCGCGCCUCAGACACCCAGUCAGGGCGGCGGCGCCUCGUCUCUCUCGCCCCAGACGACGCCCACCUCGACGACCGGCUUUCCGCCCAACUUCCCCGCCUCGCAACACCUGACGCCGGCUUACUUUGACAGCAAUGGUCAGCCCGUUGCCGUCACCAAGAUGAGCACCGUCGGCACCGCCAGUGCGACCGAAAGCCACAUUGGCGAGGGCGAGGGCUCGCGUGCCAUGGCCGGCGAGCGCGACGAGGACAUGCUCAGCACCGAUACCAAUUACAGAGAGGCCGAGUCCGUCACUAGCCUGGGAGCUGACCCGGACGCCAUGGACGAGGACAUGGCCACGCGGUCCGUCGGCGGCUACGAAGAUCGAAUGAGCGAUGACGGCUCUGCCUCGCUCGUGGGAUUCGGCGAGGGCGCCGGCAGCACCGUCUCGGGACCCAUCUACCACCGCCGCGUGCCGCCCGGAGCGUCUGCCGCGCAUCAGGCAUGGAACCUGGAGCGGGUUAACUCGGGCCUCAGCGACGCACGCCGCGACCGCGAUACGCCCAUGGGAGGGGGCCUGGCCAGCGGUGGCGACACGCCCAUGAGCGCGUCGGCUAUCCAGGAGCGCCGCGACGCCCGCAUGAUGGACGGCGUCGCGGCAGAUCCUCCCCAUCCUGGGUAUCCAUCGGGGGACGAGACGUUUGUGGACACAACCUUCAGGGGGCCUGUCGUGUCACGGCAGCAGACGAGGGAGACGGCUGAGAGGCUUGUGUCACCGCUCGAUGCGGGCGAGCAGAGGGUAGGCUCGACGGCGCUGGGCAGCCCAGGCCGCGGAGGCGAGCCAUUGGGCAAGUUUUACUUUGAGGGCAAUAGGACGGAUGACUGA
Molecule: messenger RNA, 1137 nt
Organism: Purpureocillium lilacinum
Lineage: Eukaryota; Fungi; Ascomycota; Sordariomycetes; Hypocreales; Ophiocordycipitaceae
Source: RefSeq, a predicted model, not a curated record